CCCCGGAAACGCACGCUGUUUUUAGCCGAAUCUGUUUGGUGAAUCCUUUUCAACCCCUUUCUGGGGUCCGACGCCUCGUUCCUCCAGACCCCCUUCUACUAAGGUGUAUCGACUCUAUCUUCGCAAAUUUCUAGGUACGAGAGUGAACACUACGGUCUUUGACGCCGACUCUGGAAUAAAGACGCUUCCGACUGCGAAACGCUUAGCAACCACCUGCUUCCUUCUCCGCUUGGCCACCUCCGAGAUCCUCUUCCGGGGCAAGAGGUCGUCCCGCGUCUCCGCCAAGAUGGCGAGCGGCGGUAGUGGGGGGGUUUCGGUGCCUGCGCUCUGGAGUGAAGUGAACCGUUAUGGCCAGAACGGCGACUUCACGCGCGCUCUCAAAACCGUCAACAAGAUACUGCAGAUCAACAAGGAUGAUGUAACUGCCCUACACUGUAAAGUGGUGUGCCUUAUCCAGAAUGGAAGUUUCAAGGAAGCCUUGAAUGUCAUCAAUACUCACACCAAAGUGUUUGCCAAUAACUCUCUUUCCUUCGAGAAGGCAUACUGUGAGUACAGGCUGAACAGAAUUGAGAAUGCCUUGAAGACAAUAGAAAGUGCCAACCAGCAGACAGACAAACUAAAGGAGCUUUAUGGACAAGUGUUGUACCGAUUAGAACGCUAUGAUGAAUGCCUGGCUGUGUAUAGAGAUCUUGUCCGAAACUCUCAAGAUGAUUAUGAUGAGGAGAGAAAAACAAACCUUUCAGCAGUUGUUGCAGCUCAAAGUAACUGGGAAAAAGUGGUUCCAGAGAACUUGGGUCUCCAAGAAGGCACACACGAACUGUGCUACAAUACUGCAUGUGCGCUGAUAGGACAAGGCCAGCUAAACCAGGCAAUGAAAAUUCUGCAAAAAGCUGAAGAUCUUUGCCGCCGUUCAUUAUCAGAAGACUCUGAUGGGACUGAAGAGGACCCACAGGCAGAACUGGCCAUCAUCCACGGGCAGAUGGCCUAUAUUCUGCAGCUUCAGGGUCGUACAGAGGAGGCUUUGCAACUUUACAAUCAGAUAAUAAAACUAAAACCAACAGAUGUAGCAUUGCUAGCUGUGAUUGCAAAUAACAUCAUUACAAUUAACAAGGACCAAAAUGUCUUUGACUCCAAGAAGAAGGUGAAAUUAACCAAUGCAGAAGGAGUGGAGUUUAAGCUUUCCAAGAAACAACUGCAAGCUAUAGAAUUUAACAAAGCUUUACUUGCUAUGUACACAAACCAGGCAGAACAAUGUCGCAAAAUAUCUGCCAGUUUACAGUCCCAGAGUCCUGAGCAUCUCCUUCCUGUGUUAAUCCAAGCUGCCCAGCUCUGCCGUGAAAAGCAGCACACAAAAGCAAUAGAGCUGCUUCAGGAAUUUGCAGAUCAGCAUCCAGAAAACGCUGCUGAAAUUAAGCUGACCAUGGCACAGCUGAAAAUUUCCCAAGGUAAUAUUUCCAAAGCAUGUUUGAUAUUGAGAAGCAUAGAGGAGUUAAAGCAUAAACCAGGCAUGGUGUCUGCAUUAGUGACAAUGUACAGCCAUGAGGAAGAUAUUGACAGUGCCAUUGAGGUCUUCACACAAGCUAUCCAGUGGUAUCAAAACCAUCAGCCCAAAUCUCCUGCUCAUUUGUCCUUGAUAAGAGAAGCUGCAAACUUCAAACUCAAAUAUGGGCGGAAGAAGGAGGCAAUUAGUGACCUAGAACAGCUAUGGAAACAAAAUCCAAAAGAUAUUCACACCCUGGCACAGCUUAUUUCUGCUUACUCACUUGUAGAUCCUGAGAAGGCAAAAGCCCUUAGUAGACACUUGCCUUCAUCAGAUAGUAUGUCUCUAAAAGUAGAUGUUGAGGCUCUUGAAAAUUCUCCUGGUGCUACGUACAUUCGGAAGAAGGGUGGAAAAGUUGCUGGAGAUAGUCAACCAAAGGAGCAAGGACAGGGAGAUUUGAAAAAAAAGAAGAAAAAAAAGAAGGGAAAAUUGCCUAAAAAUUAUGACCCAAAAGUGACCCCAGAUCCAGAAAGAUGGCUACCAAUGCGUGAACGUUCUUACUACCGAGGAAGAAAGAAGGGUAAAAAGAAGGAUCAGAUUGGAAAAGGGACCCAGGGAGCCACUGCAGGAGCUUCAUCUGAACUGGAUGCCAGUAAAACUGUGAGCAGCCCACCCACCUCCCCAAGACCUGGCAGUGCAGCAACAGCAUCUACAUCUACAAGUAAUAUCAUACCCCCAAGACACCAGAAACCUGCAGGGGCUCCAGCAACAAAAAAGAAACAGCAACAGAAAAAGAAGAAAGGUGGAAAAGGUGGCUGGUGAUUAGAACAUUCUUUUUGCAGGCUAUUUUUAAACUAGUCUCAGUGACACUGGGAACAUAAUAAAGGUAACACAGCAAGAAGCACAGAGCUGCUCCCUCUCCCAUCCCCACAUUUUCAUAAAAUUAUUUUCUUGUGCAUCAAACAGAAAAGCAUCUUCCUCAAACUCUGCCUAGUCAGACUUGGCCUACUUGUACCACCUUGCUUUGUACAGAUGAGGAGGGCUCAGAAGAGUUGGGCAUUUACCCACUUUGAUACCUGUUGCAUCCUUUCUCUUUGUGUACUAUCUGCUGUUUUUUUCAAUUUCACAAACAAGGCAUGUUAUCCACGGUUUCCUAGGAUGUUUCAACUAGAGUGCAAAGAUAUUUGUUCUAUCAAGUCCCACUUUAAAUUAUGUCUUAGGAGGCCUUAGGAGACUGAAAGUGGAGUCUUCUGAGCAUUCCAAAUAUCUGCUUAGAAAUAGCACGUAAUAAAAAGGGACCUUAUUAGUACACUGGUAUUUUUCAGUUUACUACAUGAGUGGCCACAGGAAAACUAAAUUAAAUGUCUUGAUUAUUCUGACUGUAAAUUCUCUCUGCCAUGUGAUACUGGAAUAUGGGAUGCUAUAUAUAUAUAGUAAUGAAAAGUAUGUGUAUGUAUAUACAUAUAUACACAUGUAUAUAAAUUAGGACUUCUUUGUGCCCGCAUGUCAUUUUCAAAUUAUGAUAACAUUAUGCUGAUUUAGCACUAUUAAAGAUCUCAAGGGAAAGACAUCGAUGUUGCAGGAAGUUGACUCUUAGACCCAGUGUUCUGAGGUCAGAUGGAUUUGACAGAAAUCAGAAAGAUUUAAACAGCCCCUAUCAAGAGCAUGAGCAUUGACUUCCUACAUAGAGAGGAAGUCAGUACUAGAGUUCAGGAGUAGGCAGUAUUAAAGCUUAAAAGAACUGUUGGCCCAAUUGAUAGAUCUCUAAUGACUCCUCUUUCUAGUUGGGGGUAUGACCAUUCACUACCCUUCUCAAAGUAAUGAAGUAUUGUAGUCAGUGUGUGGUAUCAGUGUUGCUCUGUUCUUGCCUUGCUUACAAGUCACCUUCCCAUUGAACAGGUGUGAGACAGAUACACUGGGAUGCCUACCCUUGUUAGUAUUCAUUUUAUGCUGCCCAAGAUAGCAUUCAGUUUAGACUUAUGAGUAUUUCCUUGUGAUCAUAUUGCUCUGUCCUUGUUAAUAAAGUGCUGCUGUGUUUGACUCUGACCAUAUCUGCUGAAACUUCUUCAAAGAGUUUUUUUUAAAGACUUUUCUCCUUUACAAGAGUAAGAAAUGUGGUGCUGCCUUUCUGUUUAACAUAAACUGUGGUAGCAUCUAAACAAGAGACCUUCAUAUAUGAAUGAUUUAUUAUGGCAUUAUACUUUUUGAGCUCUCAGAAUAGUCUUUUGGUAAGUGACAGAUAUUUAUUCCUUCUGAAUGUAAACCCCAUUACAAAAAUAAUUGUUAGUAAAUUUAUGAUUUUAGGAUUCCAUUAAAUUUCUAUGGUGAAGGAUAAUCAUUUUUUAGGUUAACUAAGCUACAGAAUUUUUGGUGAAAAUUAUCCGCCAGUGAAAAUUUUGACCCAAGGCACACAGAGAAAUUUAUAGUUCUCUAUUUAAGUCAUUGUAAUUGCCAGUCGUUAUUAUCAGUCAUUACUAAGCAACUGAAACCUCAGUUCAAAUAAAUUGUAAUUGUCAAAUGAAGUGUAAACA
This is a messenger RNA of Balaenoptera musculus (blue whale), 4011 nucleotides long. RefSeq names its product signal recognition particle 72 (gene SRP72). Gene Ontology annotation, cellular component: signal recognition particle, endoplasmic reticulum targeting. The record is from RefSeq and is a predicted model, not a curated record. Lineage: Eukaryota; Metazoa; Chordata; Mammalia; Artiodactyla; Balaenopteridae. The coding region runs from base 287 to 2302 and encodes 671 amino acids. Gene Ontology annotation, biological process: SRP-dependent cotranslational protein targeting to membrane. Gene Ontology annotation, molecular function: protein binding; 7S RNA binding; ribosome binding. The transcript has 19 exons.